Messenger RNA from Solea senegalensis (Senegalese sole), 1964 nucleotides. RefSeq names its product aromatase (gene cyp19a1b). Lineage: Eukaryota; Metazoa; Chordata; Actinopteri; Pleuronectiformes; Soleidae. Bases 14 to 1540 code for a protein of 508 amino acids. Gene Ontology annotation, molecular function: heme binding; iron ion binding; oxidoreductase activity, acting on paired donors, with incorporation or reduction of molecular oxygen. The transcript has 9 exons. The record is from RefSeq and is a predicted model, not a curated record.
GUGUGUCUGUACAAUGGCAGGACUUAUGAAGGGGAUGCUGCCGCUGGAGAUGCUUAACAUCGGCCCCAUGGAGGUGAACACGGUGUCCGAGGUCACGGUCUUGCUGCUUCUUGUUCUUCUGCUGCUCUACACUGUUUGGAGCUGCACAAACCAGUUGUCACACAUACCAGGUCCAUCCUUCUUGGCAGGACUGGGUCCCUUUCUCUCAUACAUCAGAUUCAUCUGGACUGGAGUUGGAACAGCAAGCAACUAUUACAACAACAAAUAUGGCAGCAUGGUGCGGGUGUGGAUUAAUGGUGAGGAGACCCUCAUUUUUAGCAGAUCUACAGAGGUGUAUCAUGUGCUGAAGAGUGCUCACUACACUGCCAGAUUUGGAAGCACAAAAGGUCUGAGGUGUGUUGGGAUGGAAGGGAGGGGUGUCAUCUUCAACAGUGAUGUCCCACUCUGGAGAAAAGUGAGGACGUAUUUCUAUAAAGCCUUGACAGGCCCCGCCAUCCAGAGGACAGUGACAGUCUGUCUGAGCUCCACUGCUAAACACCUGGACAGCCUGCAGGAGAUGACCGACCCCUCUGGUCACGUGGACGCUCUCAAUCUGUUGAGAGCCAUCGUCGUGGACAUCUCCAACAGGCUGUUCCUCAGGGUGCCACUUAACGAGAAGGACUUGCUGAUGAAAAUCCACAACUACUUUGAGACAUGGCAAGCUGUUCUUAUCAAGCCUGACAUAUUCUUCAAGAUUGGAUGGCUGUACAAUAAGCACAAGAGAGCAGCCCAAGAACUGCAAGACGCCAUGGAGAGCCUUCUAGAAAUGAAAAGACAAAUGAUUCAUGACACGGAGAAGUUGGAUGAUGAUCUCGACUUUGCGACGGAACUCAUCUUUGCACAGAACCACGGAGAGCUCACAGCAGAUAACGUAAGGCAGUGUGUGCUGGAGAUGGUGAUCGCAGGCCCGGACACACUUUCCAUCAGUCUCUUCUUCAUGCUGAUGCUGCUGAAACAAAACCCAGAUGUGGAGCAGAGAAUAGUGGAGGAGAUAAACACUGUCUGGAGUGAAAAAGGCGCAGAAAAAAUUAAUUAUCAAAGCCUGAAUGUGCUGGAGAACUUCAUCAAUGAGUCUAUGAGGUUUCAUCCAGUUGUCGAUUUCACAAUGAGAAAAGCUCUGGAAGAUGACGUCAUUAAAGGCACAAAAAUCAGGAAGGGAACAAACAUCAUCCUCAACAUUGGCCUGAUGCAUAAGACUGAAUUCUUCCCUAAACCCAAAGAGUUCAGCCUGUUGAACUUUGACAAAACUGUGCCCAGUCGUUUCUUUCAGCCCUUCGGCUGCGGGCCUCGUUCCUGUGUGGGUAAACACAUCGCCAUGGUGAUGAUGAAGGUCAUCUUGGUCACUCUGUUGUCACGCUACACGGUGUGUCCUCGUCAAGGCUGCACCAUCAACAGCAUCAGGCAGACCAACAACCUCUCGCAGCAGCCUGUGGAGGACAAGCACAGCCUGACCAUGCGUUUCAUCCCUCGCAACACACAACCUCAAUAUAGUCAGCCCUGAAAACCAGUCAAGCUUGAUAAAAACGUUAUUGUUCCAUCGUAUUUUCCUUACUUUCUUUGUGCCAGAAAACAGCAGUUAUGUAUUACAGCAGAUUUGAAGAGAGAAGUGAGCUUUAAAGACUACAGUGAAUACAGGAAUCAGCAAAGACAGUCAACAAGCUCUCAGUGUAAAGAAUCCACCUUGUCUUGGUUUCACAAACAACAUGUACAUAUUAAUCACCGGUAGUUGAUGAAGUUAGUGUUACUGUGUCACAGUGAUCGAUAACAGUAGAUACAGAAUGUUUUGUCACAGACACACUUUUGUCUUAACUAUAACCACAGUGAGUAGUGUUAGUACAAAGCAUAUCGUGUUGUGAUUUCAGUACACAGUUAAAUGUAUAUACGUAGCAUGUGCAAUAAUGUGAAUUAUAGGUGAGGCAAACUUC